Molecule: messenger RNA, 2055 nt
Organism: Camelina sativa (false flax)
Lineage: Eukaryota; Viridiplantae; Streptophyta; Magnoliopsida; Brassicales; Brassicaceae
Source: RefSeq, a predicted model, not a curated record
GUAAUAUUCCACUUGCUCGGAGAAUUAGAGCUUGAAGAGAGUAAUCUUCCCAAAAUCUGCAAAUGAAUGAAGUUGCUGCAAAGAUUACGAGCCCACUUGAGGUAAAAGAUUUUCCUUAAAAGAAAUUCGAAGAACUUGGGAAGGUUGGUGAAGGUUGUUAAGAAGAAGUGGCGCUGUUGGUCAUUUGAUUUUCCUAACUUUUCAAUAUAUAAAGAUAUGGAUUAUGGGAUAGUAGAAUAAAUGAUUAAAAAAUCAUUACUUUUUCUUCUGCCCAUUUUUGUAACAUACUGUAGUUUGCUUUUGAGCUCUUAAAUACAAAGUUGAACACAUAAAAUUGGUUUCUAUCUAGAGGUUUUGGUUUCUCAAAAAAAUAAAAAUAAAUGAAAGUAAUUGGGUAGCCAUAAAAAUAAUGCGAUGAUAAGAUGAACAAGAACAAGUAAUGCGAAACAAAAUCACAAAGAAAUGAUAAAAAUAUUAGUUUGUAGUUUAGGUAAAACCCUUGUUUAUUAAGGAACAGUUUGAAAAUUAGAUCAUUAAACAUAAAAAAUGUCAUUAAAAAUCGAGGGUAGGCGUUUACUUCAUAGUUCAUACAACUCAACCCACUCCCCGACAUGACCUCCUCAAUCUUUCUUAGAAACUAUAUAAUAAUUUAACAAUAUAACAAAUAAUAUAAAUUACUUAUGAUCGCUCGGUUUUAAAAGUUAACUCUAAAAUGGAAAUUAAAAGUCAAAUAAAUAUUUUGUAGUCUAGUAAUUUUCUAUUAAUGCUAACGUGUUACCCCCACGGUUACAACGCGAUUUAUGUGAAUAAUCGACCCAAAAAAAAGGGCUUUCCAAUCCAAAGUAGGAAAUCGAUAAUGAUGAUUUUGUAUUGUUUUGAAAAUUUGAAACGAAAGCGUGUGUAACUCUCGUUUUAACCUCGUCGUAGUAAUGAUGAAACCCAAAUUCAAACAAUUUCGUCUUUGUGAUGUCAACGUAAUAAAUAGUUUUCUAUAAAUAAGAAAAUUUGAAAUGGCGGCAUUAAAAUGAUCUUUCUUAUUAUAAAAUAAUUAGCAUUGCAACCAAUUCGUCAUCAUCGUCUGUCCCUCUACUUUGCAAACCCCGUAGUGAGUAAUAUUUAUAGUUAAGAUUCAGGUCAGAAGUUGGGGGAAAAAAAUCAAAACCUCUUCUCUUCUUUUUUCUUUUUUUUUUUUCUUUCUCAACAAAGAAAACUUUUCCAUUGAGAUUCUCUCUUAAUCUUCUUCUUCUUCUUCUUCUAAGAUUGAUUCAAAGUGAUUAGUAUAUUCGACGAUUUCAAAUGGGUGAAAUCAUCAUCGGUCACAAGGAUAGGCAAAUAUGGUCACCCUCUCAUGUUCUUCAAGAUCCCUUAUUUGAUCAUUCCACCAAACAUCAGAAAUCUGUCAAGAACCAUCACCACUACCACAACCACAACCACGGUAACGGUGGAUUCCGCCUGCCCGGCGCACCUCCUCUUAGAGAAACCUUUUCUAAGAACUAUAACUCAAGACAAAAGCAACAAAGCAAUUGGCAAAGGAGCAAAGGAGAGGACCGUAUGCAAGCAUUUUUCUUGGUUUCCCCUGGCCGUACAACUUCCGGUACCGGAGUUUUUCUUCCGGCCACUGCUUCUCAUACCCCCACCAAAAAGAAAUCAGCUUGUUCGCCGGUGCUUCUCCCGACGCGUGUAGUUCAAGCACUCAAUCUCAACAUUCACAACAAUGGCAUCCAUAUCUCUCCUCCUCAUCCAGAUAUUCGAGAAAAUAAUUUGAAGAAGAAGAGCGAAAUGUUGGUAAUGCCUAUGAAAAUUGAAGGUGAAACUCCGAUUGACUCGCCGGAGAAACUUCUACCGGAUGAAUGGAUUUAUUGAUGACCUGAUCCAAUCGAGCCUACCGUGGUGCCAUUGACCAACUUUACUUACUAAUGUGAACAAAGUAGAAUCAAACAAAACAAAAUGAAUAAAUAUCAUUGGAUUUUAUUAUGUGCAGUGUCCUGUAUGCUUUGUUACCAUUGGAUUACUGAUAUAAUAUCCAAAUAAGAUCAACCCGUUUGUUACUGUGUA